This is a messenger RNA of Hyposmocoma kahamanoa, 576 nucleotides long. RefSeq names its product thyrotroph embryonic factor-like. The record is from RefSeq and is a predicted model, not a curated record. Gene Ontology annotation, molecular function: DNA-binding transcription factor activity. NCBI's taxonomy places the organism in Eukaryota, Metazoa, Arthropoda, Insecta, Lepidoptera, Cosmopterigidae. The transcript has a single exon. The coding region runs from base 1 to 576 and encodes 191 amino acids. Gene Ontology annotation, biological process: regulation of DNA-templated transcription.
AUGCCUCUUUGGAUGCCGUACGCGGAAAAAGCGCUGGACUUGAGUCGGCCAGUGAAAAAGGAACGCGUGUCUCCGGCGUCCCGCACCGAGGGAUACUCCAACCCAUACCUACCUUCAAGAGAUUGUACUUUUGUUUCACCAAACAGUGAUUAUGUGCCCUCUGCUCAAAUCUGUUUGCCACAGUUAUACCCAGCCGCAAACUGGAAAUCGAAGACUACGCCAUCACCACUACAGUCACCGAAACUGUACGAUACGGAGUCCCUGUACGACGAUAUUGAGUACCAGACAUUUGAAAGGGAAGCAAUGAUAGCGAUGUCGGGGAGAAAUGGCGGCAGCCUGGUGGGGAACAACCCGCGGAUGAGGAGAUCGGUACAGAGUAACCAGGAAGACGACGACGGCUACCGGAAGCAGCGAGCGCGGAAUAACUUUGCAGCGAAACAGAGCCGCGAUCGGCGAAAACUGCGCGAGGUACGGCUGGCCCUCCAGGUUACCUUUCUUAGGAAGAAGCUGGCAGCGCUUCGAACCGCGGUCUCCGAGCCGCAGUGCCCGCACUGCCGGUCACACUGCCUGUGCUAA